Messenger RNA from Capsella rubella, 750 nucleotides. Its product is annotated as putative F-box protein At4g21240. The coding region runs from base 1 to 750 and encodes 249 amino acids. The record is from RefSeq and is a predicted model, not a curated record. The transcript has a single exon. Lineage: Eukaryota; Viridiplantae; Streptophyta; Magnoliopsida; Brassicales; Brassicaceae.
AUGUCAUCGUGGGUAACAAGCUUCCUAGGAUAUGAUCCAACGGAGAAUACAUAUAAGCUACUUUCGCUGGGAUAUGGUACUUGGAACCGGGACAAAUACAGAAAGCCACAAAUUCUUACACUGGGCUGUCAAGAAUCAUGGAGGGUGGCUGAGAAUAGCCCUCUACACUAUCCUAGAGAUUUUGUGCAUUUCAUCAACGGAGUUGUGUAUUAUAAGACAGAUUUAUCCCCUGACUGCACUAAGAAAUUCAUUAUGAGUUUUGAUGUGAAGUCAGAACAGUUCAAAUCAAUCCAAAUGCCUGGUCAUGUUGGAUCAGGGUCUGAUAAGUUGAUUAGUGAAUCUAUAAUGAGCUACCAAGGGAAAUUAGCAUGGGUUUGCAAUAAUUUAGAUUUUAUCAAGAUAUGGGUUUUGCAGGAUGCUGAAAAACAAGAAUGGGCAUAUAAAGAUAUUAUUAUACCUUUACCUCAGAGAGAUUUGGUAAAGAGUGGUAAUUUGUUAAUAAGUGGGACUGAUGCUGGUGAAUUUAUCUAUAUACCGAUCAACAUAAGCUUCAAGGAUAUUUCUGCUUUUUAUUAUGACCCGGUGAGAAACAGUAUCCGAAGUGUCAAAGCACUUGAAUAUGAUCAAUUUAGGCGCUUUUAUGGAUCUUGUAACGACCAUAUGUAUAGUCUCGAACCUCUUCCGGAUCACAUCGAGAGUCUCGUGUCUCUUAAGGACAUUAUGUCUUCUUCACCACCGGCCUUUGCGUGA